This is a messenger RNA of Triticum turgidum subsp. durum (durum wheat), 966 nucleotides long. Lineage: Eukaryota; Viridiplantae; Streptophyta; Magnoliopsida; Poales; Poaceae. The record is from the annotation of a GenBank genome assembly.
AUGAGAGGAGUUGCGGUGGUGGCCAUGCUGGUCGCGGCCUUCGCCGUGUCUGCACAAGCGGAGCAGUGCGGCUCGCAGGCCGGCGGGGCGACGUGCCCCAACUGCCUCUGCUGCAGCAAGUUCGGCUUCUGCGGCUCCGGCUCCGACUACUGCGGCGACGGCUGCCAGAGCCAGUGCAAGGGCUGCGGCGGCGGCGGCACCCCGGUACCGGUACCGACCCCCUCCGGCGGCGGCGUGUCCUCCACCUUAACACCAACAAUCGCUCUUCGACCAGAUGCUGCUGCACCGCAACGAUGCGGCGUGCCAGGCCAAGGGGUUCUACAACUACGGCGCCUUUGUUGCCGCUGCCAACUCGUUCUCGGGCUUCGCGACCACGGGUGGCGCCGACGUCAGGAAGCGCGAGGUGGCCGCGUUCCUCGCUCAGACCUCCCACGAGACCACCGGCGGGUGGCCGACAGCGCCCGACGGCCCCUACUCGUGGGGCUACUGCUUCAACCAGGAGCGUGGCGCCACCUCCGACUACUGCACGCCGAGCUCGCAGUGGCCAUGCGCGCCGGGCAAGAAGUCUUCGGGCGCGGGCCCGUCCAGAUCUCACACAACUACAACUACGGGCCAGCGGGACGGGCCAUCGGCACCGACUUGCUAAACAACCCGGACCUUGUGGCCACGGACGCCACUGUGUCAUUUAAGACGGCGCUAUGGUUCUGGAUGACGCCGCAGUCACCCAAACCUUCCAGCCACGACGUGAUCACAGGCCGGUGGAGCCCCUCGGGCGCCGAUCAGGCGGCGGGGAGGGUGCCUGGGUACGGAGUGAUCACCAACAUUAUCAACGGUGGCCUCGAGUGCGGGCGCGGGCAGGACGCCCGUGUCGCCGACCGGAUCGGGUUCUACAAGCGCUACUGCGACCUUCUCCGCGUCAGCUAUGACAACAACCUGGACUGCUAUAACCAGAGGCCGUUCGCAUAG